Molecule: messenger RNA, 1973 nt
Organism: Pseudonaja textilis
Lineage: Eukaryota; Metazoa; Chordata; Lepidosauria; Squamata; Elapidae
Source: RefSeq, a predicted model, not a curated record
GCUACGAAAAAGGAGCCAAAAGUCUCCUGCAGGCUCCCAGUUUCCUGCUGCCCACCAAGAUCAGGGAAGGAGGAGAUGCUUGGGUUAAAAUAAUCAAAGGGGGGGCAAGCUGACUUUUGGCUUGGAGUCCCCGGCGAUGAGGGAUAGCUUUGGAAACUCCUGACGUUCCGGGAUCUUGGCUCUGUUUGGGUUGCAGCCCGGGAUUUUAACAGUUUCUCCAGUAGCGUCUGUGUGGAAAGGGCCACACAACCUCCACAACAACGACGGCUUUUGCCUGCAUUUUCCAGUGUUUCUUUUGUCAACAAGUUCAGCAAAAUUGUUUCCCAAGUGCCAGCCCUGAUCAGACCGAGGAGCCAGCGACAGAAAUGGUCAAAAUGACAAAAUCCAAAACGUUCCAGGCGUACCUGCCAAAUUGUCACCGAACCUACAGUUGUAUCCACUGCAGAGCCCACCUGGCCAAUCACGACGAGCUCAUUUCCAAGUCUUUUCAGGGGAGCCAGGGACGAGCCUACCUCUUUAAUUCCGUGGUGAAUGUGGGCUGUGGACCUGCGGAAGAGCGAGUUCUCCUGACGGGCUUGCACGCUGUAGCAGAUAUUUAUUGUGAAAACUGCAAAACCACCCUCGGAUGGAAAUACGAACACGCGUUUGAGAGCAGCCAGAAAUACAAAGAAGGGAAAUUCAUCAUCGAGCUCGCUCACAUGAUCAAGGACAACGGCUGGGAAUGAACUGCAAUAGGACUCCUUGUCUUUGGACAGACAACCCAUCUAGGGAAACAGGCUUAUAUUUUAUAUAUAUAUAUAUAACAAAGAAAAGACUCCAUGGGGGUGGGGAGAAAAAAAAGAAGAAAAGAAAAAACAAAAUGGGGCUGAGCUGAGUUGAGAAAAAUCUCAUCCGCCCAGUGAUGUGAUGUUGCGGUCCUUCCCUUCUCUCCAGAAUAUCUCUGCCCUGGGGUUUUUGUGUGCGCGUGUGCGUGUGCAUUCUUCCCUCCCUCUUCCCCUCCUCUCUGUGCAAAUCCCCUCUUUUUUUUUAAUCUGUGCAAACCCGUUAUUUUUGGACGAACCUUUUUCUAUGCGCUCCAGGAGGGGGAAUUCCAGACCUCCGGGUCACCUGUGCUAAGGUAGCUCUCUCUCUCUCCUUUUGACCGACGCUUUCGGUUGCUCCUUUUGUGGUUUGAUUGCCGAUUGUCCGCUCCAGGGUUUGAAAGGCGGCCCUGCACGGACGGUCCCGAGAAUGUAUAGGAUGGAGGACAUCUUUUAUUUUAGGCCCCUCCUCUAAUUAGCCAUUUCUGUAGUCUCUUUGCGGUGAGAAGGAUUGCAGUAUUCUACUACUCAUUUAUUCUUUCUUUCUUUUUUUUUUUAAAGCAUACCGCGGCCCAUUAGAUAUUAUUUUGGCUAGGUUUUGCUGAGAGAUUUGGUUAGCCGGUGUGACUGAAUCUAGCCAGGAUUUGCUUGUCUGUUUGGUUGUGUUUUGUUCUUUAAAAGAGAAACUGUCAGAAAAGAGAUUGAGUAAUAAUUUACAAGGCUAGCUUCAAACUGUAGAUCCAAAUCAGAUACAUUAUGAAGAGAAGCUGAAAAGAUUUUUGCCCCUGUUAAAAAGGAAAAAAACAAAACGAAGAAUGUACAGCAGGGUCUUUUAAGAUCAAAGGGCUGGAAAAAUACGCAGCUCUUAUUUUUAAUAUGUCGGUUUCAAAUGUUUUUGGUACUGUACCUUGGGAAUGGGAAAAAGGAUUUCUUUUAUGGCUGGUUCCAUGUAGUUUUACCUAGUUUUAAUGCACUGGAUGCGAGGAGGGUAGUUUCACAAUCAUCCAAGUCCCCGGCUUUGGCAAUACUGAAGCACACACCAAAAGUGUGCAGUUGUGUGCGAGUUGUGUUGCAUGAGUGCGUACGAAAAAGCUGUCACCGAUCCCUCUGGAGCAGGUGGUUAAAAAAAAAAAAAAGUUUCGCAAGCGAAUAAAAAGUGACAACUUGGCGUUU